GUUUGUUCACAUGAGAAAGACGUAAGAAAAAGUCAAGACGAUCGAUGGCAUCUCAAACCUGUUCAAGUCCUGUUAAAAGUUGUCAUAUGUGCGCAGUCAUCUAUAUUUUAAUACUGAUACCAAGUGUGCUGACAGACAGUGGGAAACUACAAACAGGUAGUGUUUACUGCAAAGGUGGUAAAUGUUCGUAUGUCGAUGGUGUUAUUGACAAGAAUGGAUCAACUGCCUUCGGUCAGUACAACGACACGCUGCUGACGACGGGAUGGGGCAUUCUCGACAUAUCUGCGGGUGUCGGACCGAAAACGGAUAACUAUGACAUCAUGUUUGGAGCGGGACUUCUUGAAGGAAUAUUCACAGCUGAGAGAAUUUAUCAACACUACCAGAACAUACGUGGAGUGUUCUUCAGCAAGAAAACAUCGGAUGUGGAGAUGAAAGUUCGUAAGUGGCUGUCGGAACAGGAUACCUGGCUGCGGACGAUGAUAAAGAAACACGGUUAUGAUGACCCGUUCUGGCGACAUGUCGGUUACAUCAUGGCUCAGUUUGACGGACUUGUGGAGGGUUACAAUGUCACCAUGGGAAAAGAUAAGGCUUUGGAUAUUUUUGCAUUUCAAGUUCUGAAUGGAGUUGGUGAUCUGAUUGAUCUUAUUCAUGUCGUUGCCCCGGAGACAUUCCCUGUUUGGUCGAAGAUGUCCAAGGCUGAAGCAAUGUCUUAUCUGGCCCAUCAAGGCCAUUGCUCAGCUCUUAUUAAAGUGAUGGGAGCAUAUGAAAAAUUCUAUAUGUCACACUCCAGCUGGUUUGCUUAUGCUGCUACCAUGAGGAUCUUCAAACAUUAUAACUUCAAUGUAGAUGAUCCAAAGACAAAUGCAAAGAGAUUAUCAUUUUCAAGUUAUCCUGGUUUCCUAGAAUCUCUUGAUGACUUUUACCUGCUUGGUAGUCAGAUGGUUAUGCUACAGACGACAAACUCAAUACUCGACAAAUCAUUAUAUAAACAUGUUAAACCCGAAUCUGUGUUGGCAUGGCAACGAGUGAGAACAGCAAACAUGAUGGCAAAUUCAGGCCAGGAGUGGGCUUUGACUGUGGCACAAUAUAACUCUGGCACUUACAAUAAUCAGUACAUGGUUAUAGAUCUUAAAAAGAUUUUCCUGGGAGAGAACAUCUUGGAUGGUGCAUUGUGGGUAGUGGAGCAGAUACCGACACUUGUUAAGUCAGGAGAUCAGACACAAAUUCUUAGAGCAGGAUAUUGGCCUUCCUAUAACGUUCCAUUCUUUGAAGAGAUCUAUAACAAAAGCGGCUAUCCACAGUUUGCUGAACGGUUCGGUGCAGAAAACUCUUACCAGAUGGCGCCACGAGCAACAAUAUUCCGCAGAGAUGAAGCCAAUGUUAUCGGCAUGGACUCUAUGAAGUAUAUUAUGAGAUAUAAUGAUUACACGAAAGAUCCCUAUUCACAAAGUAAUCCUUGCAACACAAUCUGUUGUCGAGGAGAUCUUGAAAGUAAGAAUCCCAGAGCGGAUGGAUGUUACGAUACCAAGGUGUCAGAUCUGAAAAUGGCAUUAGCAUUUACAGCUGAUAUUAUUAAUGGUCCCACUCUGGGCGACAACCUCCCGCCUUUCAAAUGGACAUCGGUGUUCAAUGAGUCUCACAUUGGUCUGCCAGAGACCUACAACUUCAAGUUCAUAACUACCUCUCCACUCUUCAAAGACGAUUGAAAAAGGUCCAGUUACAUCAAUAAAGAACAUUUCUCCACAUACCUGUAUAUGAUGCAUCUUCGAAGAAGAGUAUGGAUGAGGUGUGAUAAUUUUCAUAGUUAACCUUGAUUAAAAUAACGUCAUGUGGAAUUUUAAUGUAGCACUUGAGUGGCACCUGUUUGUUAAAAAUGUUUAUAACUUUUAAGUGUUUUAUAUAAAUGUAUUACAUCAACAGGAAAAAAAAUGUUUCUCUAUUAAUUACUAUGUGCGUAUUAUCUUUCAUGAUGAAUUAAUAGUUUGGCUGUGUAUUAAUUGCCUGAAAUACUAACAUAAUCCUUUUUACACUCUGUCACGUUUAACACUACAAACAACUCUAAUAAUCAUAAUUACAUGUUAAUGAUUCCAGUCGUCACAUAUAUCUUUGAGCUGAAAUAUGUUGUCAUCACUCUUGUGACCACUGACUAUCAAAAAAUGCCAAAAUUUGUUUUCCUCUUUUUUCUCAUCUUUAUGCCCUUUUUGUAUUAGAGUAAUUUUGACUCUGCUUUGACCAUGGCUCAACAUAAACUGCGAGAAGCUUGUUCAUGUUAGGUGCCUUUGAAAAAUCUGAGAAUUGUAAUUGGACCCAUAUUCACGAAAAGGUGUAAAGUUACGUCUACGACAAGCACUUACGUCUGCCGUAGAUUUACGUUUACAUGCAAGAAGCACCUUAUUCUCAAAGACGGUCGUAAACAUAAAUGUAACUUAGUUGGAUGUAAAUUUACGAUUGCAACUCUCUCACCUGAGAAAUUUUAAAAAAAGAUUUAGAAAAAUGUCUACCGGGUAAAUAACAAAUGCGCAAAGCACAAUUUCGUUUGUCGUCUGCUAACAGUAACAUCGCAAAUGGAGAACCAUGGCAUUUUGGUAUUGGUGAGGAUCUGCGUUUUGAUACAAACUUUAGGACAUUUUUAAAAAGGAAAAGAUAACUCAGGAGAAAUAUGGCUGAGUCGAAAACAUCCGUUCGAUCACAAACAAAAUAUAUGUUCAAUCCGUGGACGUUCGCCAUCACAAACUGCUUCAAUUAUUGGAAAUGUUGCUAUUUUCCGCAAAUAAUAGUAAAUAACUGCGAUCGUGCUUGAUUUAUUAUAUGUACACGACUUACGUGCAGAGUUAGUUGUAACAGGAGGCACUCUUAUAUUUACGUCCAACUUUACACGUAACUUACGUUUGUUUUUUCGUACAUAGCUCUUCAGUCGUAGAUUUACAUUUACGUGUAAAACUAGACUCCAGUUCUGUAAAGGUACCUCUAUGCUACAUUGUAUGUUGAAGAAUGCAAGCACUUAAAAAUUGUUUGACUGGUUCCAUCCUUUCACAUUGAUUUAACAUUAUUUGGUGCAAAAACAAGUUUAAACCUUUCACCCCAAAGUUGCUGCACUGUAUUACUGGUAUCCAUUAUGCUGAAGUCGUCUGUUUGAAAAUGGUUCUUAGUGCUGAAAGGGUUAAUGAAUGAACUCAGUGCUUGACCUCGUGGACAUGCAACAUGUACCUAUGCAAGACAAAAAUUAUAAAAUGUAUGGGUGGGGAAUAGGUAAGAGAGCAUUGCUUUUACACUUUUGUGAAAUUCUAAAAAAAUGCAAUGCACACUCUGGUAACAAAUUGAAAAUUCAGACCAUAACUAUUUAUUUAUUGAUUGAUUGAUCAAACCAUACUUUAUUGGAUUUUAAAAUGUACUAGGCCCUCUACAUUUUACGUAUAAUUUAUAAAGAUAAUUUUCAGUUACAUGUGUAAGUAGCCAGAUGAAAUAAAAUUUAAAAAUGAUAUGCAUGUCUUUCAGCAAUUUAAAACUUGUAUGGAUAUGCUGCAAGUGGUCUAGAAGGAGUCACAUCAUGCUAAUGAUAUGAAGAAUUUAUGUCAAUCACCUAUUUUAACCUGGACUUCAUUUUAAUGUUUUAAAGUGUAUUUGUAUUUGUUAUAUGUAUGUUAUAAAUGUUUUAGUUAACGCACAAUUUUUAAUUGACGAAUAUAUUCAUGAUUGUUAUAUAGAAUUUUUAAUAUUAAAAUUUGUUUUACUUGAUCGUUAGGAUUUCACUCGCUACAAACCACUGUGGCUGCAUACAUGUGUGUAUUAUGAAUUAUUUUUAUAUGUUUUAAAAUUUUAAAUUGACCUUUCAAAUUAAAGGAAAGGUUACAAUGUAAUAAACAUUUUGAUAUAAUGCUACAUAUAAUUUUAGCUAGUCGGUUACAAAUGACAGAAGGAAAGGGAGAGAAGGAAAGUGGAAGAAUGACUGAAUGUUUAAAGACACCAGCACAAACUGAAACUUGUACUGGAUGACAAACAAUAUCAUUAGAGGAUAUUGAAACCAGAGCCGUAUUAACGCAUAGGGAACAGCAAUAUGUUUGGGGGGGGGGGGGCGGGAUUUAAAUCGGAAUCUACUAGCUCUUUAAUCCAGAUCCAUUCGCCAAUUCUCCCACCCCCCCACCUCCCCAAGUAGCCUAGUAGAAUCUAAUUUUAUAUUAUGGUUUUGGAUGUGUGGAGUGGGCGGGGUGUGGGGGGGGGGUGUGGGUGCAGAAAAUAUCAGGUGUCCUAGGGUGUGCAAAUAUUCAAACAUGUCUCUGAUUAAAACAUUACUGUAGCCAUUGGACGUGAUUUUAAAAGAAUGAAUUAUGGACAUUUUUCAAUAUGUCUGGCUCUAUACUGUAUACAGACAUACAUGUAAAUAUGUUGAUCUGAAUGAAUGAAUGUUUAACGACAUCCCAGCACAAAAAUACACAUCGGCUGUUGGGUGUCACAAAUGGUAAGUAUAUAAAAAUAUUUAUAUAUGUGUUGAUCUAAAAAGCCAGUAGACGCUAGUAAUAGGGAGAUGUAAUUAAUUAUUAGUCCUAUAAAGGCUGCAAAUAAAGCAGGGUAAAAUUUGUAACUACAUGUAUACUAACUGGGACAGGACCUAGCUUAGUCAGUAGAGUGAUCGCUUGAGGUGCCAUAGUCAUGGGGUUCAACCCUCUUGGUGAACCCAUUGUUUUUGUUUUUGUUUUUGUUUUUGUGUUCUAACCAAUUACCCACCUGUCUGUGAUAAAAUGCAUAUAAAAGAUCCCUUGUUGCUAAUGGAGAAAUGUAGUGGGUUCCCUCUGAUGAUUGAUUUAGAAGUUUUUUAAUGUGAUAUCCAGUAUCCAAUAAUUAAUUAAUUACUAUGCUCUAGUAUGUCAUUAACUAAAACACAUUAAUGUUUCAUGUAUACUUUGUGUAUAUACAUGUAAGCCACAUAAUAAAUGUAUACUGUGCUGUGUUAUCGUAUGUAUACCUGUAUGUAUAUACUUCAUUGUGUUCAUACACCGAACUGGCAUUAUAAUAAUACUGGUAAUUUAAUCUGGUAAUGUAAUAACUGUUAUUGCAGUUUUUAUAAAGGUAUUCCUUUACCUCGUCUCUAAAUCUUCGAGUGAGAAGAGAUUUCUCACUGAAUGUUGCUCAAGCUUAAACCUUUAAUAUGUUAUAUUAAUAGCAUUGAAUUUUAUGAAUGUGAUACAACUACCGGUAAUAGUAUGGGUGGAAUGAUGUGAAUACAUGGUGAAAAGGUUUUAGGCCAGCUCAUUGGGCCUGAAUAUCCUUUCUGGCCAGAUUUGCUCCGUAUUCUUAUUUUUGUAUGCAAGUGUUAAAUCAAUAUUUUAUUAUUUUAAAAUGAAACUGUCCAUGUUUUAACCAUGUCACACUACAAAGCUAGCCAUACCGUUAAUAUUUUGUCUCUGAAAUGUAUAAAGAUAUAUAAUGCAAUUUUAUUAUGCUUUAAGCAUAUACAUGUAUCAUAUAUGUUGUGUACCAUGAUUCGUAUAACUUUUAAAUACCAUGAUUCGUAUAACUUUUAAAUACCAUGAUUCGUAUAACUUUGAAAUACCAUGAUUCGUAUAACUUUUAAAUAUAAAUAAACUGUAUUAUAUUCAUUACAUUCAAA
Gigantopelta aegis is the source of this 5605-nucleotide messenger RNA. Its product is annotated as phospholipase B-like 1. The record is from RefSeq and is a predicted model, not a curated record. Gene Ontology annotation, cellular component: extracellular region. NCBI's taxonomy places the organism in Eukaryota, Metazoa, Mollusca, Gastropoda, Neomphalida, Peltospiridae. Gene Ontology annotation, molecular function: glycerophospholipase activity. Bases 45 to 1706 code for a protein of 553 amino acids. The transcript has 10 exons. Gene Ontology annotation, biological process: phospholipid catabolic process.